AUAAGUAUGUAAGAUGUACUGGCAUUUUCGGUGUUUUUGAAAAUAAUUACAUUUUAAAUGGUCGAUUUUAAUAUUUAAUUCGGCAUUUAUAAAUAUCCAAUUCUAUUCACAUAUACCUAAAUACUCGUAUUUAUAGACAUUGUACCCAUAUAACAGUAAUUUAAAACUCAUUUGAAUCGCAUCGUUCAAUCAUUUCGGUCCAAUGUACACAAAAUGUUGAUAUUUUCGAAGACAAGUUGCUUGCUUUUUCUUGUUGCAAUACUGUUUGGGUGCGCAGAAAGUAAAUUCAAAAUUACAAAUGUGAAAUGUCUUUCGCCGAACGAAUCGUUUGCCAAAUUUCAUACGUGUCGUCUGAAAGCUGUAAGACGCAACAUCAAUGAGUUAUCGAUUUACGUGAAAUUGCUGCAAUUGCCUAUCGAUAAUGUGAAGAUCUUCUUACAACUGAAGAAGCGCAAUGACUAUCGCAGUCGUCCGAUUUACGAAUAUCAUAUUGAUGCUUGCGCCUUCUUUCGCAACAAGCGUCGCAAUCCGUUAGCUGAAUUAUUCUACAAUUUUUUGGGUCUUAAAAGUCACAGUAAUGCAAAUCACAGUUGUCCUUACGAUCACGAUCUUAUCUUAGAUCGUUAUUAUAUCGAUGACAAAUUCACCGCUUUUGUACCAUUGUCUCUCGGAUUCUAUGAAGUACAUACACGUUGGGAAACUGAUGGAGUUACGAGAGCUGAUGUGGAUGUUGUGAUUGAGGCCUAUGACUAAAAAUUAUUCAAAUUGUCAAAUAUAUUUUUUUUUGUUU
Molecule: messenger RNA, 790 nt
Organism: Zeugodacus cucurbitae (melon fly)
Lineage: Eukaryota; Metazoa; Arthropoda; Insecta; Diptera; Tephritidae
Exons: 4
Coding region: 214-753 (179 amino acids)
Source: RefSeq, a predicted model, not a curated record